CCAGGUCCUAAGUCACUGAAGGACAAAAUAGCAAUCGUUGGAGGAGGACCAUCUGGCAUUCAUAUGGCUUAUAAACUUAAGAAAGCUGGAUUUAAAAAUGUCGUUGUGUUCGAGCAAGGAAAAGACGUAGGUGGAAAAUCGAGAACUAUAUAUCACCGAGGUGUUCCGCAGGAGUUCGGGACAUGCUACGGGCAGCCAGACUACGAGAAAAUAUACGAUUUAAUCCGAGAACAUGACGCUGGAGACAUCCUACCUAUGCCUGGUCCAGACAUGUGGGUUGAUACCCCGGCGGGUAAAGUACCACUUACGACAUCUCAGUACUACGCUCUAGAAGCCCGAAAGUUGAAACCAGACCUGGCCAAUGGUACUGAAGGUAUAUUUUUCCAGUCAGCUGUUCAAAAAUACAUUGGCAUACAUAGAUCACUGUUCGGAGAAUAUGAGGGGAUGUUAAUGCCACGCCCAAAUCGUACCGUAUUAGAUGCUACGGAUAAGAAUUUCUUGAAAUUCUUACAAGAACACGACAUCGAGAUCUUAAAGGCGCUUUUCUUACCUGCUGCGACGAUGCAAGGCUAUGGUCACGUGGACGAGAUUUCGGCAUUAUAUGCAAUGAUGUGGUUGACGCCUAACUUCCUGUUAGGGUUGUUGCAACGAACUAAUGGAGAGAGCAACAUCAAAAUCGUCAGCAAGGGUUUUCAGUUUCUUUGGAAGGAAAUGACACGACAGAACAAUCUAGAUGUCAGACUAAAUAGUCAGGUUAUUGGAAUCAUACGAUCACGAAAGGGGUUCCGAAUAAUCUAUAAGGACUGCAAGUUUUGGCGUCUUGAAAAAUUUGACUUUCUGAUUUUGACGCCAACUAUGAAAUCAUUGUCAAACGUGAUAGCGUUUAACGAUGAAGAAAACUCACUAUUUCAAAAGACUUUCGGUUACUAUUUCAUUACAACUCUAGCUGAUACGACAUACGGGAGACGAAGUGGGGCUCCCACAGGUUACUAUGCUGACAAUAUAAAGGGUAAAAUUGACAAUUUUGCCUGGGGAUUUCGUGACUCGUAUGCGUCUUUGAAUGAUAUCGUUGGUACUAAUUACUCAAGCGGCGUAUAUCCUGGAGGUACUGACGGGAAGAAAAUACAGUCUUCCAUAUUUUAUCAAAUGCCACAGUCCAGACCAGACAAAAAAAUCGCUAGAAGAAUGUUACGGGAACACAUCAGGAGCGUGCAUCAGGCUCGAGUACUAAAUCUUGAGAAACAGAUAGUGUGGGACUACUUUCCAAGGUACUCUGUGUCUGAUAUGGCGACCGGGAUAUUAUGGGAUAUAUUUGAUAUGCAAGGAAAGUAUGGAAUUUGGUAUAUAGGAUCUUCAGUAUCGUAUGAAUCCCUUAACGGGGUCAUAGGUUACAAUAAUUUGCUUUUGAAGCACGCGGAGUUGCCCAGAAAGUAA
Molecule: messenger RNA, 1434 nt
Organism: Ylistrum balloti
Lineage: Eukaryota; Metazoa; Mollusca; Bivalvia; Pectinida; Pectinidae
Exons: 3
Coding region: 64-1434 (456 amino acids)
Molecular function (GO): oxidoreductase activity
Source: RefSeq, a predicted model, not a curated record